AUGGAAGAUACACCUAACGAUAUCUUUGAAGGACUUCCUCCUUUUCCGGAAUAUCAAAAGCCUUCAAAUGAUAGCGUGGAUUAUGUUACUUUGUAUGGUAUAGAUCGAUUAAUGAAAGGUCAUGCAAUGGAACCGAACCAAAUUUUACCGCACCUCUUUAUUUCAAAUGUUACAACAGCUGCAAGUCAAACCUUGCUUGCUGAAAAUAAUAUCAAAUGUACCAGAUGCAUUAAGCUCAAAUAUUUUGGACUUUCUCCUGGGAUAAGCAGAUCUGGUAGUUUAAUAAUCGCUUACCUGAUAUAUAUUGGAAGAAGUUUUGAUCAAGCAUUUAGUUAUGCAAGAUCAAUAAGACCACAAAUCCAACCAAACAGAAGUUUCAUGAAUCAACUCUAUGAAUUUGAGAGAAGAAUUCGUGAUUCGGAAAAUGUUGAAAUAAGAGAUAGUGAAAACCAAACUCAUGAAGAAGAUAAUCAGGAAUUAAAUUCACAAGAAUCUAUGUUCGAAUUAUAUGGGUUAACUUCAUUAAAUCAAACUGAUGAAUCGCAAAGUUUAUCAACUGUAUUUAAAGUUGAUGAAUCUACCGUUGGUCAAAUCCAGCUUCAUCAAAAAGAUGACCAGAUUGAUUUACCAGUUAUGCUAUGUACAAUAAACUAUGAUGCCAUAAAAAUUCAUGACGAUGAAGCUGAUCGAUUACAAUCAGAUUCAAAACAAAUUGCAUCUGAUUCGGAAAUCAUAUCAACUCCCAUAGAACAUAUUCCCAUGUCAGAUGAAGAAUUAUUCAGUUACAAUUCUUUCUCAAUAACUCAAGUUCAUGAGCCACAAAUCGCAAUUGAAGAUGAUGAGAAAAUUUCCACAAAAUAUCAAAUUCAAUUAAGUGAGAAAUCAAACCAGGCUAAUGAAUCAGAAAGUACAGACGAACUUGUGAUAAAUGAAGAUAUAAAUCAACAAAAUGAUUUUACACGAGAUUUAAAUCAAAAAACUGACAAUCAAGAACAGAUUGGAAAUAUAACUAUCCUGAAUGAAAAAAGAAAAAGGUGGAUUAAAAAGUUCGAUGGAAUUGGGUUAUUUCGAAAGUCGGAUCGUAUUUCAAAAGUUGACAAGAAAGAACGUCAAAAAAAUGCAUGCUUGGCUCGAAGUUGUUAG
Messenger RNA from Funneliformis caledonium, 1143 nucleotides. Lineage: Eukaryota; Fungi; Glomeromycota; Glomeromycetes; Glomerales; Glomeraceae. The record is from the annotation of a GenBank genome assembly.